Messenger RNA from Penicillium antarcticum, 1680 nucleotides. RefSeq names its product MFS transporter. The transcript has 4 exons. Gene Ontology annotation, molecular function: fluconazole transmembrane transporter activity. The coding region runs from base 1 to 1680 and encodes 559 amino acids. The record is from RefSeq and is a predicted model, not a curated record. Lineage: Eukaryota; Fungi; Ascomycota; Eurotiomycetes; Eurotiales; Aspergillaceae. Gene Ontology annotation, biological process: xenobiotic detoxification by transmembrane export across the plasma membrane.
AUGGAGAUCAUUCGAGACACCGCGUUCGGAAAGCUGGUGCGCCUCUUCUCACAUUUCCGAUGCCUGCAAUAUCCUGAAGAGCGCGAUUCAGCAAUAUGGCCUGAGUGCCUCAAGACUGAUUACUUGCCGAGAGAAGAGGAGCUUUCCACUCCAGUUGUCAACGAUGAAAAACCCGAGGAUCUCGAGACCUUUGGUCUCUAUACUGUUAUGUCACAGGCUUCCAGGCGGAUGUCAGGUGUUUCUACACUAAGGGAGAGUGGUAGGCCGCUUGUAAUCAGUUGGAGGGGAGCCGAUGACCCUGAGGACCCUCAAAAUUGGAGCACGGGAAAGAAGUUCUUUGUUAGCUGUCAAAUUUGGCUUCUUACUUUUGCUGUCUAUAUUGGCUCUGCUAUCUAUACCCCCGGUAUACCGGGCGUCUCGGAGCAGUUCGGAGUGAGCAGUGUAGCAGCGACGCUAGGUCUGACCCUUUUUGUCUUUGGCUACGGUCUAGGACCGAUGGUCUGGGCACCACUUUCGGAAAUUCCUAUGAUUGGCCGAAGCCCAACCUACGUACUGACACUGCUCUUCUUCGUGUUUUUCAACUUCGGCGUGAUAUAUGCCCACAACUUCGGCAUGCUAUUGGCUUUCCGCUUCCUUACUGGAUUCCUUGGAUCACCUGUUCUAGCAACGGGGGCUGCAUCUAUGGGGGAUAUGUGGAGCCCCAGAAGUCGAGAUUACAUGAUUGGUAUCUGGGGAAUGUUUGCCAUCUCCGCGCCAGUCCUGGGUCCUAUGCUGGGUGGAUUCGCCGCUUCUGCGGAGGGAUGGACGUGGACUAUCUGGCAGCUAGUCUGGGUGUCGGCAUUCGCUUUGGUCCUGUUAUUCUUUUGUCUGCCGGAGACCUUUGCGCCAAACAUCCUUGCUCGCCGAGCUCGUCGGGUUCGUCGUAUUACGGGCAAUUCUCAAUAUAUGUCCGAGUCAGAGAUUGAGAUUAGUGAAGUCAAGCCCAGGGAUGUCCUCUUCGAAGCUCUCAUCCGGCCGUUUCAACUAUGCUUCCUCGAACCAAUUGUCUUUAUCACUAAUCUGUACAUUUCUCUCAUUUAUGGAAUCCUAUACACUUGGUUUGAGGCUUUCCCGAUCGUCUUCCAGGAGCUCCGCGGCUUCAAUCCAGGUGAAGGUGGUAUGGCGUUCCUUGGAAUCCUCGUAUCAACCUGCUGUAUUGUCAUCCCAGCCUAUUUCUACUGGAAAUACCGCUGGCAGUCCAAGUACUUUGAUGCAGAUGGCAACAUCGCACCAGAGAUGCAAAUGCCUCCGGCCAUCGUGGGCGCCCUCGCCCUCCCUAUCUCUCUCUUUUGGUUUGGCUGGACAGGCAACUUUGCUAGUAUCCACUGGAUCGUCCCUAUCAUCGCAUCUAUGCUUUUCGCCGUUGGUGGAUGUUUGAUUUUCAACUGCAUCUUUUGUUAUCAGGCCCACGCUUAUCCUAAGUAUGCUGCUUCCGUCCUUGCAGGCAAUGAUUUCAUGCGCUCAUCAUUUGGUGCUGGAUUCCCACUUUUCGCAACAGCCAUGUUCCAUAACCUGGGUGUUGGAUGGGCUUGCACUCUGCUUGGCUGCUUGACUCUCCUAUUUGUGCCUUUCCCAUUCAUUCUCAUCUACCGAGGACGAAGAAUUCGGAUGGCGAGCAAAUACGCGCGACAUGAUAUUUAG